GCCAUUUCCUUCACUGCAGCCAGACUGCAUAGCUUCAUUCGUGUAGACUGUCCAGAGUCCACGAAUACCGCUCUGCUUUUCCUCACCCUCACCACUAAUUCAAGUGACGACCUUACAUACUAAAGCAGGACAUCUACAAAACAGCCACAUUCCAACAGCCUCUCCCGGUCCUGCUCAGACAUGUCGCUCCAUAGCUUUGGGCUUGAGCCGCUCUCCUGCCACGCCUGGAACAAAGAUAGGUCUCAAAUUGCUGUGAGUCCUAACAACAAUGUGGUGAACAUUUAUGAGAAGAAAGGCAAAGACUGGCAUAAGAUUCAUGAGCUGACUGAGCACAGUGGACGCAUCACAGGUGUUGAUUGGGCGCCUGUGUCCAACCGUAUUGUGACCUGUGCCUCUGAUCGUAAUGCCUAUGUGUGGACGCUGAAAGAUGGUGUGUGGAAGCCCACUCUCGUCCUGGUGCGUAUCAACCGUGCUGCCACCUGUGUGAAAUGGUCCCCGCUGGAGAACAAGUUUGCCUUGGGGAGUGGAGCUCGGCUCAUCUCUGUCUGCUACUUUGAAAAAGAGAAUGACUGGUGGCUGAGCAAGCACAUUAAGAAGUCCAUCCGUUCAACAGUUCUCAGUCUAGACUGGCAUCCCAACAACAUUCUACUGGCAGCUGGGUCUGCAGAUCUUCACUGCAGGAUUUUCUCAACCUACAUCAAGGAAAUCGAGGACAAACCAGGCCCCACAGCUUGGGGGACCAAGAUGCCUUUUGGGGAGUUGCUGUUGGAGCAUAAAGACUGUGGUGGGUGGGUGCACAGUGUCUCCUUCUCCCCUAGUGGGGACCAAUUGGCCUGGGUGGCUCACAACAGCAGCCUCACUGUGGUUGAUGCAGCACAGGGGAAGGAGGUAACCCAGCUAACCACAGACCUUCUGCCACUGCUGAGUGUCCUUUAUGUCAACUCUACAGAUAUUGUUGCUGCGGGCCACGAUUGCUGCCCUUACCUGUUUACCUACACAGGUCCACAUACCCUGGAGUGUGUGAAGAAGCUGGAUAUCCCAAAGCAGACAUCAAAAGGCAGUUUGUCAGCCAUGCAGCACUUCCGUAACCUGGACAAGAAGGCCACUGAGGAGGAUAACAAUGAGUUGGAAACUCUUCAUCAGAACAGCAUCAUGCAGCUGUGUGUUGUAUCAGGGGAGAAAGCCAAAGUGGAAAAGUACAGCAGCGUAGGCCUGGAUGGAGCCAUGGUGAUCUGGAAUUUUAAGGACUGAAUCAAGACUUUUUUCUAAAGCAUCUGCAGAACCAAUUCAUUGUUUUUCAUAAACAGACAGUUGGCUGUUUGUUUUUGCUUUGAAGAACUGGAAAUUACUAUCAUCACUAGGGGAGCUGUAUUUUUAUGUGGAUCAAAAGAAUAAUAAAUAAAGCUUUCUUAUUAUUUUA
Gambusia affinis (western mosquitofish) is the source of this 1420-nucleotide messenger RNA. RefSeq lists its product as uncharacterized. Gene Ontology annotation, molecular function: actin filament binding. NCBI's taxonomy places the organism in Eukaryota, Metazoa, Chordata, Actinopteri, Cyprinodontiformes, Poeciliidae. The coding region runs from base 181 to 1251 and encodes 356 amino acids. The record is from RefSeq and is a predicted model, not a curated record. Gene Ontology annotation, cellular component: actin cytoskeleton; Arp2/3 protein complex. Gene Ontology annotation, biological process: Arp2/3 complex-mediated actin nucleation. The transcript is spliced from 10 exons.